AUGGGGAAGCCGCCUUCUCCAAGUAAGAAAGGUAGUGGAUACAUCGGCAGUCGUGCAUUGGCGAGCGACACGCGAUCCGAAACUGGGUCUACUGCGUUCGAAGACCCAGACGGUGUUGUGUUAUCAACUCCCCCACGAGUAGAGAGCACGAUUGUGAGUCGCGAGACCGCAACACAUCACGCUUUUGCUAAAAGUCGAAAGGAGGAUUUUGUCUACGCCCCUACCAGGCACUAUAUGCACAUUAUGAAUGAUCAUUGCCAAUGGAAUCACGAAACUCGAUCAGCUCUACUAGUGGUGGUCGGGCAACCAGGCGACGGCAAGUCGGCAUUACUCGCCAACUGGGCGGAAGAGAGACGUCGAUCAAUCAAAGGUGAACGAGAGCUCAUCUACGAGCACUACUGCGGCUGUUCUUACGACAGCGUGAAGCUUUCGUUGUUUUUAUUCCGAUUCAUGAAUCAGCUCAAGAUCUCCUACAGUUUACGCGAUUUUGAACUCCCACGCGAGCACGAGGAGGAAAAACUGAAGUUCUCCUUUAGUCGAUGCUUAGAGGCUGCGGUUGGAAAGGGAGAACCAGCGUCAGGACCAGCAUUAAUGAGAAAACGUAUUAUCCUGGUUCUGGAUGGCAUUGACUGUAUCAGGACUGAAGACGGAGGGGAUUCUCUGUCAUGGCUUCCCAAUACCUUCCCUCCCGGAGUUCGCAUUAUUGUUUCAACUACUCAGACCAACCCAAAGAGCCAUUUGCAUCGCUGUCAGAAAAUUAACCGUGUGCCAGCCGUAUACGACAGCGAUGGUGAUUUAAUCUAUGAUGUUACGCUACCAUCACACGACAAAGAAUCUCGUACGAUCCGGGAGCUGCGCCGACGCAAUGCGGCUUUCAUGGUGGUGGAACCACUCGACGAAGUUUCCUGCUUGGCGAUUCUUGAGAUGUACGAACAAAGAUUUUCUCGCGAAUUGGAUUCCGAAUUUAAGCAGCUAAUAGUCGGCGCUCGUGGGAGCUCCAGCCCUCUUUACGUGAGACUUUUGCUUCAUGGCCUCGAGCUUUUUGACCCAAGCGAGAAUGGGCGACGCCAACAAUGGCUUGAAGAGGCCUGCGAAAGCAACCAAGUAAAUGGGGUCUAUGAGCUUUUAAUGAAGCAGUGGAAUGCCAUACUGCUGAAAGAUCUGUUUGCUGAGCUCCACGAACGCACAGCACUGUUUGAGAAUGCUGCGCCGAGCUCUUCAAAUAGCGGAGUUUUUCUUCAGAUUAAGAUCGAACAGCGUGCUCUUUUGGUCCGCCAUACGCUCUCGCUUCUUGCUGUGUGUCGCUAUGGGCUAUCUGAGAACGAUUUUACACGACUAUUUGGUGACAGUGUGCCACGGAGUGUUUGCCAGCAGCUCUUAACUCUCCUAAAGCCUCAUUUGAUGAUGAUUCGCAGACUCGACUGUGGACCAGCUUUUCAGUUUCACCACAGUCCAACCCUGGUAUCAAAUACCAAAAAUGGUGGCAAUCAAGAUAAUGGUGGCGAAGCAGUAGUGCUGUACGAUCUCAACCACAACCAACUGCGGCUCCUUACACGUUAUGGAUUCCUAGGCGACGACCAGCUUCGCAACUGCUACUAUCGCGAGCUUGCUAUAUACUUUGAAACCAUGGAGGCAUGUCAGCGCCGCGUCGAUGAGCUACCUGUACAGUUGGAACGCUGCUCCAUGUGGAGCGUGCUGCAAAACGCACUAGUGAACAUGAAAAUGUUCCAGUUGUGGUGGAGCGAGCGGAAUCGGCAAGAGUUUUUCUUCUAUUGGAUGGUGUUGUCCUCCAACUGCUCCCUUCAUGACCCGGUGGAUGACUUUGUCCGCUCACUGGAUGAAUACAUUGCUCAAGAAACGCCCAGUCCAGAGCAAUUGCUGUCCAUUUUCCUCACAAUUACUGAAUUCUUGCGGGCAUGGCAGAAAGUUAACGAAUCUCGCGUCGUUAACCUUGUGCUCAAUCGACCCAAACCUCCUCAACUUCAGGAAUUUCUCACUAGUCUUGGCAGCUUCUCGACAUCGAGUUUAUCCGAGAGCGAGGCAGAUCGAGUCCAGAAGGAGAUUGACGCUCUCGUGAUCCAUCAAGACGACGGCUACUAUGUUCGGCGGUGGCUUUGGACCCAGUUUCCGCUGAUCGGUACUGCGUUUGAGAGCAGGGUUUUCCGCAGUGCUGCAUCCAGUCGAAAUUCAAAAAACGACACUGUAGGCGUUGUUCUGCCGAAAGGUCUUGGCAAACCAAAGAAAUCUCUGGUUCCGGCAAAGCGCCGACCACCACACAAAGUUUCACCUUCGCACGGACCUGAAAGUUCUGCGGAUAGUGAAAUGGGAGCGUUGGAAUUCUUGUCGGCGGAAAACAGCGAGGGUUCUUUGGGCUCCGUCUCGAAGCUGGAGAGUCAAUUGAUGGAACUUCGGAUGAAAUACGACAGGAUGAAAUUCGUCGCUCGAGAGAAGAAUGAAGCGCUCAAAGCUCUCCAAUCGCGUUUGAUGGACGCUAAAGCGGAGGUCAGUGCAGCGGGCCAUAAUGCAACGAAGAUUGACGACCUGCUGGAGAAUAUUCGCAACGUGACCGAUGAAGCAACUCUCGGUCGUCACCGGAGUGAGUACUACAAACUGAUUCUGCGUCACUGCGAACUGUGUCCAGCCCGCGACCCGAACACAAUCGAAACCGCAGAGGCAUCCGUAGCGAAGAUGAAGCGCGAAAUCGUUGAGUUGCAGCAGAAAACUCAGGUCGUGUCAUACGAGAAGCGGCUUGCCAGUCUUGAUGUUCCGAAACUGGUGCAGGUGACGCAAGACAAAGCUUCAAUUCACCAGGAGGCGCUCUCUCGACUACGGUGGCGCCAAGAGCUUGAUCGUCGGCUGUACUACGCUAGUCUAUCGGCGAAAGAUGGCGGGCGGAAGCCUAGUAUUGCCGCUGUUUCCCCACUUAGGAAAAACUCAGUGAUCACUGGCACGAACUCCGCUACCCGUGCCAGUAGUGUCAGCUUCCCAGCAGAUGAUGACGUCGAAGAAACAGCACCCGUUGAUCCCAAUUUCUUCCGUGCCAAGGAUAAGCUGAUCCAUAUGAAGGAGACGUCGCUGGCUCGACAGAAGAACGUUGAGAACUUACAACUAUAUGUGGGUAGCGCCUACAAGGACGACGGGAUACUGGGCGCCCUCCGACAAGUAGGUAUCAACAAACCAGAAGAGGCCUUGGUUUGCUGGCAAAACCAGCUCGAUCACUCCGUUCAGCUGGAAGAGGAGGAGAAGCAGGCGGAGCAACGCGUUCUUGAGUACCGAGAAAGGCUGGAAGUUCUUCAAGCGCAAUUUGUGAAUCUCAAGCUCAGUGGCAGUUCCAGUGGAAGUGGCUCAUUGGAGGAUGACGCGGCCAAUUCUAACGGGGAUGAUGAUGCCGCGGCUUCCAAGACGAAAAUUAACGUGAAGAUGAUGGAGAAGCUAUUGGCGGAGGCUAAUGCGGUCAAGCAAAAGAAGAAAGAACGUGCCGCACGGUUGCGAUCGCUACAAGAGAAGUUGCAACUCGGACUCUUGCAUAUCGCCGAGCUGUUGGGCGUGACGUCGAUCCAGCAGCUAAGCGCAUUGGAGCUGGUGGACGCGAUUGAAAAAGUGGUUCGAGUAGUUGCUGGAGAUGAAGCUCACCUACAGGCAGCUCCGAGCCCCAGUUUCCGUCACAAGAACAGCACUCGAAUGGUGAAUUUCGCAGGACAAUCGGGAGAUUCUGCGGGGCUUCCAUCGGACACACGCAGUGACGAUGACAAGGUGCGCUACAACAUCCGUGUGUCGAGAACCGAAAAGCGACAAAUGAAUCCGUACGUGGACAUCGAAUUUGACGAGGACGAUCGCGAGGAUUACUAUGACGAGGACGAUGAACGGGAUGAUACUGGAAACAACACAGACGAUAGUGAUCAUGAAGGAUCACCGCCUAGGAGACAAUUUUCCCCUGAACGCCGCGAUUCCAACGUUGUGAAGAAGCGCCAGGACAUCAAGAACCGCUCGAAACUCGAGCUGGAGAAGAAGAAAGCUGCACAGAAGAAAAAGCCCAAAGACUAAGCGUGUUAGACGGAGACACAGGCGUCAAGAGCGAUUUGUUACCUUGCAUUCUUUUUCUUUUCUUGUUAGUUAUGGCGAUGGAGUCGGUUUGUUUGUCUCCAGUCUGAUCCUUCGACGCACUCGCUUUGGUGUCCUCCGUUUACCGUGGGCUUAGGCUUGCUGCUGGUGCUCGUCAUCGUAAGACUCGUAAUCGUCCUCAUCGUACUCGUGUUCGUACUCGUAC
Messenger RNA from Phytophthora nicotianae INRA-310, 4267 nucleotides. RefSeq lists its product as hypothetical. The record is from RefSeq and is a predicted model, not a curated record. NCBI's taxonomy places the organism in Eukaryota, Oomycota, Peronosporomycetes, Peronosporales, Peronosporaceae. The transcript has 8 exons. Bases 1 to 4044 code for a protein of 1347 amino acids.